Tribolium madens (black flour beetle) is the source of this 2674-nucleotide messenger RNA. RefSeq names its product cyclin-dependent kinase 11B-like. Lineage: Eukaryota; Metazoa; Arthropoda; Insecta; Coleoptera; Tenebrionidae. The record is from RefSeq and is a predicted model, not a curated record. Gene Ontology annotation, cellular component: nucleus. Gene Ontology annotation, molecular function: cyclin-dependent protein serine/threonine kinase activity; ATP binding. The transcript is spliced from 3 exons. The coding region runs from base 277 to 2634 and encodes 785 amino acids. Gene Ontology annotation, biological process: protein phosphorylation; regulation of mitotic cell cycle.
ACGUGAAGUGAGUCACUAAAGGAGCUGUCACGCACCUUAAACACUUUAAAUUUUGAUUUGGCACAAUUAAAACCAAUUUAUUUUAAUCACAAGUCGUACAAUUAAUAUAAUCAGACACGUUCACUAGUUUUAAUAUGAUGUUCUGGACUUGGACAAUUAAUUUUUGGCGACUGCAGCUAACUUCACAUCAGUUGGAUUAAUCCUAACCUCAAAAUAAAAAAAUGUCACAAAUAAACAAUUCCCUGUAAUUAGUUUACAGAUCAAAAAUUUGCCAAAAUGAGUUAUAAUUCGGGAGACGAACAAAGUGAGGAUGGAGAGUUGAGGCAAAGUCCGGAAACUUCGAGACAGAAGGAUGAAACGAUGGACUUCAGUUUGUCCGAAGAAGAUGGUGAAAACAUCGAUUCACUAGACAUCAAGCCUCCUCAAGCCCGAGUGUCUUCCCAAAGUUCGCGGAACAAACGUCGUGAGGGUCACGAGAGUCGUUCCCACCACAAACGUUCAGAGCGUCAUCGCGAAGAAAGACAUUCCCAUCGUGAAAAACAUCAUCGAGACAAGCAGUCGCGGUCAAACAAGGAGCGUGAACAUUAUCAAAGGGAAAAAGAACGUUACUACCGUGAACAAAUGGCUUACAGCGAACUUCAAUAUUACCGAGAACGAAAGGAGGAUCCUUCAAGAUCAAGACAUUCAGAUGCGCGAAAAUAUGAAGAAAAGAAAGUCAAAGAGGGACGUGGGGCUGACAAACACAGAAGGUAUGAGGAAGAAAAGAGAGAUAGAGCAGAUAAGACACUGCAGGAUUUAAGGGAGAGGUUGCUGAGCAAGAGGACGACUAAAGGUGACGAUUUGGAUAAAGGUGAAAGAGAAAAGGAUAAAAAGUACAGAGAGGUAGAGACACUUGAUAGUGCGCUACAAGGCGAAGCGGGGAUGUACGUGAAAGAAAUUAUUAAUAUAAGUACGGGAGAAGAACAUAAGAGACAUAAGAGAGAAGAAAAAGAAGAGAAAUUAACGGAAGAAGAAAGGGCGCAACAGGAAUUAAGGAAAGAGAAAUUGUUAGAAGCUGAGCGCGAAAUGGCCAGAAUGAAGGAACAAUCAAGGAUGGAAAGAGAAAGACGCCAUCUGGAAAAAGCAGCCAAACGAAAGCAACAAGACGACGAAGAUUUUUACAAUAAGAGAUUAAGAGUGGAGGAGUCGAACGUCGUCAUGGUUUCAGACAACUCAGAUGAAGAAAUGGAGGUUCAAUACGACGAGACUGACAACAAGAGCGAUCAUAGUGAAGAAAGUGCGAGGAGCAGCACCAACUCUAGGCACUCUCGAUCUGACCAUUCUUCCGAUUCAAGGGAACGAAGCGUUUCCUCGGAACGGAAAUCACGAUGUAGGAGUGUAAGCAGCGAGCGUUCGGCGUCAGUCUCACCAAAAAAUGGCCGCGAACCGUCUGAAGAAAAAGAAACCGUUGAAGAUAACGAGAAGAAAGAGGAGAUUAACAAACCGAAGAUUGAUGAAGAUUUGCCUCCGUAUUACCCAGCGGUGCAGGGCUGCCGGUCGGUGGAAGAAUUCCAGUGUUUGAAUCGGAUUGAAGAAGGCACCUAUGGGGUGGUAUACAGGGCCAAAGAUAAAAGAACUGAAGAUAUUGUGGCUUUAAAAAGACUGAAAAUGGAGAAAGAGAAGGAGGGGUUCCCGAUUACAUCGCUACGUGAAAUUAACACUCUUUUGAAAGGACAACACCCGAAUAUUGUCACAGUGAGAGAAAUUGUUGUUGGUAGCAACAUGGACAAGAUUUUCAUCGUAAUGGAUUACGUGGAACACGAUUUGAAAUCGUUAAUGGAGACAAUGAGACACAAAAAACAAAAUUUUAUGCCGGGGGAAGUCAAAUGUCUUCUCAAACAAUUGCUACUGGCCGUGGCACACUUACAUGACAAUUGGAUUUUGCACCGAGACUUAAAAACUUCAAACCUUUUACUCUCCCAUAAGGGGAUUCUAAAAGUUGGAGAUUUUGGUUUGGCGAGAGAGUAUGGCUCGCCCUUGAAGGCUUACACUCCUAUUGUUGUAACUUUGUGGUACAGAGCCCCAGAGUUGCUUUUAUGUACGAAAGAAUAUUCAACUCCUAUCGAUAUGUGGUCUGUGGGGUGCAUUUUCGCCGAACUUCUCCUGAUGAACGCACUUUUCCCUGGAAAAUCCGAAGUGGAUCAACUUAAUAGAAUCUUCCGUGAUUUGGGGACUCCUAGUGAGAAAAUCUGGCCCGGAUUUAAUAAACUACCGGCCGUGCAAAAAAUGAAAUUUAGCGAUUACCCUGUCUCGAAUUUGCGUACUAAAUUCAGCAUGUUAACGGAUUUAGGGUUAAAUUUGUUAACCAAGUUUUUGACUUUUGAUCCCGCUCAAAGAGUCACAGCGGAGGAAGCUUUGCAACAUACUUAUUUCAAUGAAGCGCCGCUCCCCAUUGAUCCUGCAAUGUUUCCAACUUGGCCGGCCAAAAGUGAAUUAGGUCAGAAAAGGGCUUUAGCUGCGAGUCCCAAACCGCCAAGUGGGGGUGGAGAAUAUAAGAAAUUGGGAGGCGAUGGUGACGAUGACGGUUACGGAUUCCGGAUAGGGAUGGGUGUGGACAAUAGAAGAAUGGGGGGCGGGUUCAGUCUCAAGUUUUAGUGCUAAUUAUAAUUUAUAAUGUAUAUUACAAGAAAAAGUA